Messenger RNA from Cicer arietinum (chickpea), 1215 nucleotides. RefSeq lists its product as uncharacterized. NCBI's taxonomy places the organism in Eukaryota, Viridiplantae, Streptophyta, Magnoliopsida, Fabales, Fabaceae. The record is from RefSeq and is a predicted model, not a curated record. Gene Ontology annotation, cellular component: chloroplast. Gene Ontology annotation, molecular function: oxidoreductase activity.
GUCAUCGAGGCAUGUCGAACAACGACACAUGUCAUGGAAGGAUUGGUGCUAUAUAUUCAAUCCAAUGUUCCCAAACUACCAACAACAACAAUACUCUCUUCUUCACGACAUCAUCUAGAAGCUUCUUUCAUUUGUCAUCUAUCACUGUAACAGUUGCUUGUUUUCUCUCUAUUCAUAAUCCAUGGCGGGUUCUUCAUCCCAAAUUACUGUCCUCGUUACCGGAGCUGGUGGUCGCACAGGACAAAUUGUGUACAAAAAAUUAAAAGAGAAGCGAGACCAAUAUAUCGCCAGAGGUCUAGUUAGAACAGAAGAAAGCAAACAGAAAAUUGGCGGUGCAGAUGAUAUUUUCAUUGGGGAUAUCAAAGAUGCCGAAAGUAUCGUUCCUGCAAUACAAGGUAUAGAUGCUCUCAUAAUUCUCAGCAGUGCAGUCCCACAAAUGAAACCUGGGUUUGAUCCAACCAAAGGUGGAAGGCCUGAGUUUUAUUUUGAUGAUGGUGCAUAUCCUGAACAGGUUGAUUGGAUUGGACAGAAAAAUCAAAUUGAUGCUGCUAAGGCUGCAGGAGUGAAGCAUAUUGUGUUGGUUGGGUCUAUGGGUGGAACAAACCCUAACCAUCCUUUGAACAGUUUGGGAAAUGGAAAUAUAUUGGUUUGGAAAAGAAAAGCUGAAGAAUAUCUCGCCAAUUCGGGUGUUCCAUACACGAUCAUAAGACCUGGUGGCUUGCUUGAUAAAGAUGGAGGUCUUCGGGAAUUCAUUGUAGGGAAGGACGAUGAACUUCUCAAGACUGAAACCAAAACUAUACCUAGAGCUGAUGUUGCAGAGGUCUGCGUUCAGGUACUUAAUUAUGAGGAGACUAAAUUCAAGGCAUUUGACUUGGCAUCAAAACCUGAGGAUGCAGGUGCACCAACAAAGGACUUCAAGGCUUUGUUUUCCCAAAUCACUUCUCGUUUUUGAUUUUGAAUGUGGUUGUCAUGGUUUAAGUGAUUAUUGUAUUUUCUUAAUAAAUAAUAAAUAAAUGAAAUAAAUAAAUAAAUAAAUAUGAUUUUUGUAUAAGAAUUGGUUUGAAACCCAAAGUCAUUAGUGCUGAAGCAAAUUACUUUGCCUCAAGAAAUAAGUAAGAUAGAUAUAUUGCAAAUCAUAUACGUCAAUGUUGCCAUUGAGAAAAUUUCGUGUUUGGUGCUUUUCAUAUAAAUAAAGUUUCAUUUUGUUUUGUAGAA